Talaromyces atroroseus is the source of this 774-nucleotide messenger RNA. RefSeq lists its product as hypothetical. Lineage: Eukaryota; Fungi; Ascomycota; Eurotiomycetes; Eurotiales; Trichocomaceae. The transcript is spliced from 2 exons. The coding region runs from base 1 to 774 and encodes 257 amino acids. The record is from RefSeq and is a predicted model, not a curated record.
AUGUCUGAAAACAUCAUCACAAUCCUGCAACGCCAUCCCUUAGCGACGGCCUCCGCAGCCAUAGCCCUGGCAGCGGCCAUCCCUGCAUAUCGGGACUACCGGCUUUACAAGUCCUACGGCGCCGGUGGCCCGCCUCACAAUGUCGUGGGCUGGUAUGUCUCUAGGUUCAUUAUCACUCCGUUCCGUCAGGAGUCGAUCAGCACCCAGAUGUACGAGGAAGCAAUCGAUAAGGGCAAGAGCAAGUCCUACAUUAGUUUUAUGGAUGGCCGACUUCCGCGCCGUAAGGGAGGCAGACCUGCUAUAGGAUCUCACGCCGCGCCAAAUAGGCAAACUAGCCAGAUUCCCUCUGACGAAAUGAAAGAGGAUCUCUUAACGGCCUUCAACGACUUUGCCGCCAAAAACUCGCAUCUAGUCAGGCUGGCUCCAUCACGCCUGGAAGGAGGACACUCAGAAGCCAUGUGGCUCAUUGAUGGCAUUCCAAAAUCCCCCGAGGCGGGCUUUACCAAAGGCGAACUAUCUCACAUCCACACAACAGGCGACCAUUCCCUUCAUUUAAUACUCUCCGAAGCUGACGCAAAGGAGGUUAUUGACGCUGGCUGGGGCCAGCGCCACCCGAUUGCUGGAUACACCAUUUUGGGGCACAACGUCGCUAAUCUGCCGUCGACGUUUCUCCAUGUCUAUGCCCCCAGAAACCAGGAAGAGCUCGAUGUUGUGAUGGAAAUCAUCCGGGCGAGCGUGCGCAAUGCGUCUUUGGGCGGCGACCCGAUUCCGUAG